This is a messenger RNA of Guillardia theta CCMP2712, 1455 nucleotides long. RefSeq lists its product as hypothetical. The transcript is spliced from 2 exons. NCBI's taxonomy places the organism in Eukaryota, Cryptophyceae, Pyrenomonadales, Geminigeraceae. The record is from RefSeq and is a predicted model, not a curated record. The coding region runs from base 1 to 1455 and encodes 484 amino acids.
AUGGCGCUGACCUGCCCUGUGUUCAUUCCCAAUCGCAAUGUGGCCCGAGACAACACCUGCGAGCUCUGCGGGAUGCCUUACGACUUUCACGGCUCCGGGAUGCUCCGACCAGCUACCGGGGUGGAGACGUCGGAGACGUGGAGGAGGAAGGGAGGUGAGGAGAAGCCAAACGCCUUCCGCAAGAGCUUCUUGCCCAUGCUGGAGACUCCAGACCUGCUGGCCAAGCCCUGCAGGCCUCCAGCUGGCAUGGGGUUGCACCCAACACGUCAGGGGCAUGAAGAGGAGAGCAUGCGGCCUGAUCUUCGAAGAAAGUCUGGCAUGAUGCUUGUGGAGGUCUUGAUGAGCAGGAUGGUUGAGGAGAUAUCGCUUCCCGCUCCCUGCCAGUUCGCCGACCUCUUCUGGUCCGUCGCGGUCAUCGGCUACAAGGGCAGCAACGCAAGCAGCUCUAGAGCCAAGGAGCAUCUUCUUCCCUUGCUCCCCCCAGUGAACGACUUGACUACAUCACAAGCAUGCAGAGUGUUGGAGGCUUUCUCGCUGCUGACGACCAACGGGAACGACAAAUACCUUGCUGACCUCUCAAGCAAGAUCGCUGCUGCCUCCUCCUCCCUCCCUCCUCCUCACGUCGCCCUCCUCCUACAGGCUCUCGCGAGACUCCACUUCUCCGUCAACGAUGACGUCAUCCUCCGACUUUGUGAUCGCGCCGCUCAGGGACGUCGCUCGCGUCGCCUGGGCUCUCGUCCGGCUCAGCUCAGCUUCCUCCGGUGCCCAGCAGGCCCCCGCCGCUCCUGCAGCACCGGCAGCAGCACCGGCACCGGCAGCAGCACCGGCAGCAGCACCGGCAGCGGAGCGGAGCCGGCAACGGCAGCGGCCGACGGCAGUGGCGACUCCAGCAAGAGCUCCCAGCUCCUGAGCAGCGUCGCGAGGCGUCUGGUGCGGGACGAGCUGGCGGGGGAGCUGGGCUGCAAGGAGGUCGCGAUGCUCUUCUGGUCUCUCGGGCAGGUGGGCGAGGAGGCGCUGGGAGGAGCCGGGCUCAGCGACCGGCUGGUAGGGCGCGGGCAGGAGCUUGUCGGGGCUUACAGUGCGGACGAGGUAGCGGACAUCCUUGGGGGGAUGGGCCGAUCAACGGGGGGGAGAGGAGGAGGAGGAGGAGGAGCAGCAGGAGCAGCAGGAGAGUUUAGCGAGAAGCUGAAGCAGCGUGCCAUCGGCCUCAUCCCCAGCAUGCAGGCACGAGAGAUCAGCAGGACGAUGCGAUCAGUCGCGGAGCAGGGGAUCCGCAGCAGGACGGACGAGGAGCUGUAUGAGGGGCUGAAGAAGCAGGCGGGGAAGAUGGUGCAGGGCUUCACGGGGGAGGACAUCACGGACAGUCUGUGGGCGCUGGCUCAGGCUGGUGGCUCCAUGUCUGAAAGCUUGGCAAAAGAGUUGAAGCGACUUGCGAUGAUGCCGGUGUCGUCAUAG